ACUCAAAUAAAAAAUAAAUAAAUAAAUAAAUAUAUAUAUAAAUAUAUAUUGAUCCGAUCAAAUCAACAUCACCACGUGACACGAUCAGUAUAGAAUCUGCAGCCUCCAAGUUAUCACCAAAAACAGUUACUUCACUUCCUCCUCCACCAUCAUCAGCAUCAUCUUCUUCUCCUUCUGUUCAAUCCCUAAAUUAAAAAUUUAUGUCCGCCAUCGCCGCCGCCAUCAAAUUCUAUACCCUUUUCCUCUUCACAGUAGCUCUCCUGCGCAUCAUCCAUGGCGGCCGCGCCAACAUCUUCAUCUACGCCGGCUGCUCCCUCGACAAAUUCCCCCCAAACUCCCCUUACCAAUCCGAUCUCAACGCCUUGCUCUCCGCCCUUUCUUCCUCCUCUUCCCGCUCGCUCUACAGCUCCUUCUCCACCGGAAACGCCACCGGCCUCUACCAGUGCCGCGGCGACCUUAAAACCAGAGACUGCGCCGAUUGCGUCGCCGCCGCCGUAAGCCAGCUCGACCUUCUCUGCCCCUACACGGGCGGCGCCGCCCUCCAGCUCGACGGCUGCUUCCUCCGCUACGACGACGGCGGCGAUUUCGUCGGAAAACUGGACACCAGCUUGAGGUAUAAGAAGUGCAGCGCCAGCAACGGCGGCGACGCGGAGUUCGUGCGGCGGAGAGACGACAUGCUCGCCGAUUUGGGCGGCGCGGCUGCGGCGGCGGCUGGGUUUCGCGUCAGCUCCGCCGGCGCCGUCGAGGGUUACGCGCAGUGCUUGGGGGAUCUGACGGCGGCGGAGUGCGGUGAGUGCCUGGCGGAAGGGGCGGCGAUGGUGAAGUCGCUGUGCGGCGCAGCGGUCGCCGGCGACGUUUUUCUGGCAAAGUGUUAUGUACGGUAUUGGGAAAGCGGUUACUAUGGUUCAUCUUCAGGACGAAGUUCUUCAGAGGAAGACGAUGUGGGAAAGACUGUGGCCAUAAUUGUGGGUGUAAUUGCAGGCCUUGCUCUGCUCAUUGUUCUUCUCUCCCUCUGCAGAAAGUCCCUUGGUUAAUGUCAGAUGCAUUAAGAACACAGCAUAUAUUUGGCAAAUGGAAAUAGAUAAAUCAGAUAAUUGAUUUCUUGUGGUGCAUGAGUCUGAAGCUGGAUCUUUUUAGUUUGUUGGUUUUUAUUUUGUUUUAUUUUAUUUUAUUUGACAAUUUGUCUUAGUUUUGGGGAUUAUAGUGAAUUUUUUAAUAUUUUUUACUUUUCAAUUCACACUAUUUAUUUAAUUUUUUAAUAAAUUAAGUAUAAUUCUAUUUUAUUAAUUAAUAGAAAUGUGUUCAAAUAAUAAUACUAUUUUCGUCCCGCAAAAAGAGUAACAUUUGUUUUUUACACGUAGAUUUUCUAAUAUUAGUAUUAUAUUGGUUUAUAGUAAAAAAGACAAAAAUGCCCAUAUUAGAUUGUGUGAUAAAAAAGUAAUGACAUUUGUGUAAUAUAUUGGAAGUUGUAAGGAUAUUAAUUAUGUUAGGCAGUACAAUUACUAAAUUAGGAAAUGAUAUCCUUUUUUUUUACGGGCAAAAAUGGAAAAUGAUAUCCUUUUUAUGGGACGAAGAGAAUAAUAUUUUUGU
This is a messenger RNA of Andrographis paniculata, 1590 nucleotides long. Its product is annotated as plasmodesmata-located protein 8. The record is from RefSeq and is a predicted model, not a curated record. The transcript has 3 exons. Gene Ontology annotation, cellular component: plasmodesma. Lineage: Eukaryota; Viridiplantae; Streptophyta; Magnoliopsida; Lamiales; Acanthaceae. Bases 201 to 1034 code for a protein of 277 amino acids.